Cryptomeria japonica (Japanese cedar) is the source of this 1926-nucleotide messenger RNA. Its product is annotated as pectinesterase. The record is from RefSeq and is a predicted model, not a curated record. Gene Ontology annotation, biological process: cell wall modification. Bases 60 to 1682 code for a protein of 540 amino acids. NCBI's taxonomy places the organism in Eukaryota, Viridiplantae, Streptophyta, Pinopsida, Cupressales, Cupressaceae. The transcript has 2 exons. Gene Ontology annotation, molecular function: pectinesterase inhibitor activity; pectinesterase activity.
CCGCCCUAGCCAGAUCUUUUUUCUUAUAAAGAGAAUCGUGUUAACUGAGCAAGAGGAUCAUGAUGGCCUUUUUGAAACUUAUGCUUACGUUUUCUCUGGUGUGUUUAAUGUUUGUCCAAAUAAAGAGCGAUGGAGUCCCUCACAACGCUCUUCAAUCUGCCUGCAAUGUGACGUUGGAUCCCAAAUUCUGCGUCUCCACCAUGACGACACUUGCGGGGUCAUGGCAGGGAGGCUCCAAAGAUCUUGGAAAAAUUGCACUCAAGCUGACCAUUAUCGAAGCCCGAAAAGUUUCCCAUUUUCUUUCUCGACUGAGUCGGAUGGCAGUCACCCCACGGCAAAAGGGCGCUCUUCAAGACUGUGUGCAGCUGUUUGAUCUGACUUUAAGUGAUUUGGAGAAAUCUCUGUUGAAUGUCAGCAGCUCUAACAGUAACUUUUUGGCGUGGAGGCAGGCAUUUGAUGUUGAGACUUGGCUGAGUGCAGCUCUGACCAACCAGGCCACCUGUUUGGAUGGCUUUCAGGAGGCCAGUGGAGGUCGACAAAUAACUUUCAGUAGCAAUUUGCGUAAUGUAUCGCGGCUUCUCAGUAAUUCUCUUGCCCUGGUGAAGAAUAUUUCUGUUGUGGGAAAACACCACAACAGGCGUUUGUUGUCAGAAGGUGGUCUUGCAAAUCAUAAAGAAUUCCCGUCUUGGUUGUCUACUGGGGAUAGAAGAAGACUUCUACAAGACGAUAAUACCGUUUUAGCUGACAGUGUGGUGACUGUGGUGCAGGAUGGCACUGGUAAUUAUACAACAAUUAAUGAUGCCAUCAAUGCUGCUCCAAAUAAUAGCUUGGACAGAUAUGUGAUCUAUGUCACAGAGGGGGUGUAUGAGGAGUAUAUAGAAAUCCCGAGUUACAAGACAAAUAUUAUGUUGCUUGGAGAUGGGAUUAAUGACACUGUGAUUACCGGCAACAGAAGCGUGGUCGAUGGAUGGACUACGUUCCGCUCUGCAACCGUUGCCGUUGUGGGCGCAGGAUUCCUUGCCCGGGAUAUAACGUUCGAAAACACGGCAGGCCCAGAGAAACAUCAGGCAGUUGCUCUCAGAGUCGGCUCCGAUCUUUCAGCUUUCUACCGUUGCAGCUUCCUAGGUUACCAAGAUACUCUUUACGUCCAUUCCUUCCGUCAAUUUUACAGGGAAUGUGACAUUUACGGCACUGUAGAUUUCAUCUUCGGAAACGCCGCAGUGGUUUUUCAGAGCUGCAAUCUUCUGGCCCGAAGACCAAUGGCGAAUCAACAGAACAUAUUUACAGCUCAAGGAAGAAGCGACCCAAAUCAGAAUACAGGCAUUUCCAUUCAAAACUGUAAUGUUACUGCUGCAGCUGAUCUGGUUGAAGUAAAGAGCUCGUUCCCAACUUAUCUGGGGAGGCCAUGGAGAGAAUACUCUCGCACGGUUUAUAUAAAGUCAUCCAUAGAUGACGUGGUUCAGCCCCGGGGUUGGCUUGAAUGGUCGGAAAACCAGUCUUUGAGUACGCUCUAUUAUGGUGAAUAUAUGAACUGGGGAGCAGGGGCAGGAACUGCGGCUCGCGUUCAAUGGCCGGGUUAUCAUGUCAUGAACAUUUCUGAUGCUCUAAAUUUUACUGUGACGAAUUUUAUUUCUGGGGAUACAUGGUUAGAUUCUGUGCCCUUCACUGCAGGCUUGCCUUGAAUUAAGUAUUGUCCCUCUGCGAAUAAUAUUGACCUCCCUGCGCCAUACGAUGUAAAGCUUCUUUCAAGAAAAAGAUGACUCAAAAGUACCAAAAAUGGAGGCUGCAAUUCGAUAGCCACCGCUGCCUGUUAAAUUGAUUUUUUUAGCCCCUAGAUGUUCGGUCUUCCAAUUGCGUUUCAUUUAAUGGUGUUAACAAGUUCAUGGGUUCCCAAUGUUCUUAAUUUACACGGUAAUUUUUAAUAGA